UGGUUUGUUUUUCUUUAUAAGAAUCAGUUCUCUCUCGGAACUCUUCCCACCAAAACCAGAAAGAAAGCUAAAUUCAUCCAAAUUGGCCAUGAAUCUAAAGAACAAAAAGAAAAUUCCAAAAAAAUUGCAGAAAUCGCUUCAGGAUUACCUCGCGAAGAUCAAGAAGCCAACGCCGCAGAUUCAAUUUCCUAAUCCCCAAACUUUUUCGUCUUCAAAAAGUUGGAUUCUGUCUGGUUGUAAGCAUCCGAAGACCCUGUCGUUCGCUAUCGAUCAGAAGGAAACUGACGGCGUUGGUAAUAAUGACGACGCCGCAGCAACGCUCGCCGAUGUCGACCGAUUUCUCUUCGAGAACUUCCGAUCGUUGUACCUGAAAGAGGAUGAAGAUUGUGUUGAGAGAAAAGUAGGAGGAGGAGGUCGAGAUGGAAAGAAUCACAGAGGAGUUUCACCUGAAUCGCUGGUUGAUUCUUACGGAGGAGGAGGAGGAGGAGGUCGAGAUGGAAAGAAUCACAGAGGAGUUUCACCUGAAUCGCUGGUUGAUUCUUACGAUGGAUCUCAUCGAUUCUUCUUCUCCCCUGGCUUAUCUGAAUCUCUUCCGGACGAUUCUCAAGCAGAAUCGUUAGAAAAUGCCGGAUCGAGUUCUUCGUCCUUGAUCUGUGAAGAUCGAGGCAAGGAUCCGAAACCUCCGAGCGAUUGCAUCGUGAUUUUGAGACAAUCGUCGAAUCCGUCAGAGGAAUUUCGUCGAUCGAUGCAAGAGAUGAUGGAUGCUCAUACGAAACAACAUAAGAAAGUCGAUUGGGAGUUUAUGGAAGAACUUUUGUUCAGCUUCCUAAAUCUGAACGAUAAAAAAUCGUACAAAUACAUACUAAACGCUUUCGUUGAUUUGAUAGUGAUCUUGCGGCAGAAGGCGGAGGAGGCUCCAACGAAGCCGCGAACAGUGCGAAGCGUGAGAAUGGUGAGGAAAAUGCUGUGAAAUCUGCAAAGAAGAAGGACGUUGAAAGUGAAAUCAAAGAUUUCAUAGAAUAAUAAUCGACUUUGAAUCUGAAUACAGAGAGAAGUGAGGGAAGAACUGCUGUGUGAUUCUGCAACUUCAAAGGAGAUGAUGGUAAACAAAUGUAUUCUACAUUUUUCUGAAGUAAAUUCAAACUCUGUUUCCGAAUCACAGUGAACAUAGAAUUUGGAA
Messenger RNA from Cucurbita pepo subsp. pepo (vegetable marrow), 1180 nucleotides. Its product is annotated as transcription repressor OFP14. NCBI's taxonomy places the organism in Eukaryota, Viridiplantae, Streptophyta, Magnoliopsida, Cucurbitales, Cucurbitaceae. The record is from RefSeq and is a predicted model, not a curated record. Gene Ontology annotation, biological process: negative regulation of DNA-templated transcription.